UCCUGUUUAGCGCGGCCAUAUUCACGGUCUCUGCUCCUGUGUCGGGGUUCGGGUGUCUCGUCACCGGUCCGUGUGGUCUUUGACGAACUGCCUUAUCCACGAGAGGGACCCCACAGAGGCUGCCAUGGAGUCUGUGACCUUUGACGAUGUGUUUGUCAACUUCACCUUGGAGGAGUGGGCUCUGCUGGACGCUGCCCAACAACAGCUGUACAGAGACGUGAUGGUGGAGACCUUCCGGAACCUGGCCUCCGUCGAAAAGGAAAAGGAAAGCCAGAUCAUUGAAGAUGAAGAAGAUCAGACGGUUGAAGAUGUGUGUGAAAAUCCUGAACCAGAUCUAAGGCUGAGCAUUCUCAAUCAGAAAAUCCAAAAUCCAACAUAUUCCGGUGCUGGGAACAUGUGGAGUAGCAACAUCAUGCCCAAAGUGAAGAUCUCUGAUGAUUUCAGAAUCCAAGUUCUGGAGAGUCUCUAUGAGAAUACGGAGCAGAUCGAAUAUGGCGACAUCUUCAGUCCCAUUCCAGAUGACGCUGGGAGCAAGGAGACACCCACUGCGUUGGAACCCAGUAAAAGCCAGAUGUUUGAUGUUCUCAUGGGUCCCUCCUCCCUAAACAUGCCCUUCAACACCUACCCUUACAACAAACCAUUCGACUAUCAGCAAUAUGGCACCAUGCCAUUUAAAUUUGAGGACUAUACCAAUCCACUCCCCCAGUAUUUGCAGCAGCAAGAGGGGACAAACUCGGGAGACAGGUACUAUGGAUAUAAUCAGUUUGGGAAUGCCUUCGCUCAUUCCAGUUCUGCUCCGGUCCACGAGAGACCGCAGUCAGGUGACAGGCCGUACGCAUGCCCACAGUGUGGGAAAGCCUUCUUGUCCUUGAGUGACGUGCGGAGACACGAAAGGACUCACACGGGGGAGAAACCCUUCGUGUGCAAGCAGUGUGGGAAGGCCUUUAGCUCUUCCGGUUACAUCAAGAUCCACGAAAGGACUCACACCGGUGAGAAACCCUACGUAUGUAAGCAGUGUGGAAAAGCCUUUGGGCAAUCCAGCCAUUGCCUCAUCCAUGAAAGGACUCACACUGGUGAGAAGCCCUAUGUGUGUAUGGAAUGUGGGAAAGCUUUCUGCUCCAUGAGUGAUGUGCGGAAACAUGAGCGCACGCACACCGGAGAGCGCCCAUAUGUGUGCAUGCAGUGCGGGAAAGCCUUCUGCUCUAUGAGUGACGUGCGGAAACACGAGCGCACACACACUGGAGAGCGCCCGUAUGUGUGCAUGCAGUGCGGGAAAGCCUUCUACACAUGGAGUGAUGCACAAAAACACUACCGCACGCACAGCGGGGAGAAGCCCUAUGUGUGUAACGAGUGUGGCAAAGCCUUCAGUGACUCCAGUUCUCUUCACAAGCAUAAAAUAACUCACACAGGACAGAAGCCCUACUCGUGCAAUCAGUGCGGAAAAGCCUUCUUUCUGCUGGGCAAUAUUCAAACACACUUAAGGACUCACAAUGGAGAGAAACCUUUUGUGUGUAAAUAUUGUGGGAAAGCCUUCAGUUGUUCGAGUUACAUUAAAAUACACGAAAGAACGCACACCGGAGAGAAACCCUAUGUGUGUCCACAGUGUGGCAAAGCCUUCUUCACUUUAAGCAACGUUCGAAGACAUGCACGAACUCACAAUGCGGAGAAAGCCUGUGUGUGCAAGGAAUGUGGACAAGUGUUCCUUUCGUUGAGUGACUUACAGACACACGAAGCACUCGCACACUGUGUGGAAAGCAUGUCCUAUGGUUUGAAUGUGGAAUAACCUCCACGCAUUCCCAUGUGGAAGGCUGGUCCCCAGCUGGUGUGUGACUUGGGGACAUUGUGGAGACUUUACGAGGUGGAGUGUAGCUAGAAGAAAGAGUGGCAGGCAUGCAUCUCUUGGAUGUUGUGCCUUGCUUUCUCUGCUUUUGGCUCACCACAAAUACAGACGUCA
Messenger RNA from Perognathus longimembris pacificus (Pacific pocket mouse), 1954 nucleotides. RefSeq names its product zinc finger protein OZF-like. The coding region runs from base 125 to 1783 and encodes 552 amino acids. The transcript has 5 exons. Lineage: Eukaryota; Metazoa; Chordata; Mammalia; Rodentia; Heteromyidae. Gene Ontology annotation, biological process: regulation of DNA-templated transcription. The record is from RefSeq and is a predicted model, not a curated record.